AUGCCAUUUUCCUCCAUGGCCCUUGACUUUACAGCAUCAACUAAUGAAGGCUUGACAACAAACGCGACGACCACAGAUGAGGCCCACCACUAUUCAAAUCAGCAAGAAGAUUCGUCACUCAAAGACAGAAGAAUCCUUUGCCUACACAGUGAGCCAAAGCUAGGAAUCUUAACGCAAACUGUCGUGGCGAGUCCCUUGGUGAAUUUGAUUUUAAUAGCUAAUCUACGAAACUCGAUAUCAUAUGAUCUAGCAUUCAUUGGUGAUGAUUUUGUUCAAAUCAGAGAGCUACAUUCCGAUGGCUACUUGUACGAUUUAAUUUACGAGCAAAGAUUUGGAUCCCGUAUCCGUAAUGCGCAGGUUAUCGGGUCUCUCAAAGAAUAUAAAGAUGACUUAGAAUUCGAUGACAGUGGUAAAUCUGACGUUGAUGGGAGUUUUUCGAACUCAACAGACGAAAGUAAAACCCCUCGCCUGCGACAACUGCCUCCUCAAAGUUUGAUCCUUCAUUUAUGCAAUGGAGAUAUGCAAUUCAUGACUAUCCAAACCGAUCAUGAAGGAAAAUUAAGCAUCUUAUCUAAUCGGCAUAGAUUCCUCAGACCUAUGCAAAAAUUACAGGCUGGCAUAUAUCUUGCUGUCGAUCCUAGCUCCAACUACAUGGCUAUAGGAUGCUCUGAAGGAGCUUUCACAAUUUGUGUGCUAAAUUCAAGAGAAAUUUUAAAAAAACAAUUUCGUUUGAGCUCAAAACUACAGUUUAUCGCUUCCGAGCUUCGCAUAUUUAUUGAUGGAGCAAUAGUUAAAAUGGACUUUUUACACUCAGAAGUAGAAGAUAGUGGUUAUGUAGUACUACUCGUCCUCACGGCGUGUAAAGGGCAAACACGGAUGUUUUUUUACCGUUGGAAGAUAGGAUCUGAUCUUUCUGAAAUACGUCCCCACAGCCGAUGGGGAAAUACUGUGCAAAAUCAGCACAAAUUACCACUGCUUCUGAUCCCUCUUCGGUUGAGAACAUCAUUUAUUCUUGUAUUCGAGAAUCGUCUAUCGGUAUAUCAAGACAUGCUUGAAGGCAGUCCUUCUAUCUCAGAUCUUGAGAUGACAAUUCACCCACCACUUUCCUGCUUCCAUGGUAGGGGCACACCUCUUUGGUCAGCAUGGGCACGACCCCCACGCUCACCUCGGCAUGUCGUUUUAAGAGACGACAUUUUUUUAAUUCGAGAAGAUGGCUUGGUCGCGUACAUUGAAGUAGACGCUGAAAUUGAGGGCUUGAUUGCUUCUGAUAACAAAGUAGGUGAAUUAGGAGGAAACUGUGGUCCAGCAGUAGCUUGUCUUGGCUUUGAUGGUCUUGACCGAACCAAAAGUGGUGAUAUGAUCAUAACAGGAGGGGCCUCCUGCGCAGGUGGAACAUAUUUGCUUCGGGCGAGAGAAGCUAUCCAGCUACACGAACCAAUACAAAACUGGACCCCUGCACAGGAUUUUGUCAUAGUAAAUUCGCAUGAGGACUCGAAAUUAUCAGAUCCAGAAAGUAAGUAUGAUAGAGUUGCUACCAAGUUUUCACGCCCGGACAGGAUAUUUUCGUGUAUUGGCAAAGGAAAUAGCAGCGCCAUAGCUGAACUUCGCUUCGGUCUCGAAGCGAAGAUUGGUCUGAUAACAGAAUAUGACACGGCUAUAAAUCAAAGUUGGGUCCUUCAUAACUUAGGAUCUUCUGGCGAUGAUAUCUCAAAUGAAACCUUAUUCCUGUUGGCAUUAGAUGAUUCAUCAUCAGUACUGCGUCUAGCCAGUGACGGCUCUGCUAUCACAGAACUUGAUGAAGAUUCAACAAAGUUUGAUCUUAAUCAUAGAACUAUUGCAGUAUUCCAAAGGGGUGAAUGGACCAUUCAGGUAACAGAAAAGUCAAUAAUGGUAGAUAAAGAAAGCACAGGGAGGCACAUUUAUACAAAUAAAAACUUACUUAAUGCCUGCCAGGGAGAAGAAAUAGUAGGAUGUGGAUCAAUAAUAAGUCACGCCGCUAUAGAUGAAAGAUUUGUUGUAUUCACUACAUUCGUUCGACCGUCCAAUCUAGUCUACGUCAAUAUUUUUGAAAUUGAUAGUGUACAGUAUAAGAGUUUCAUUGAGGAUUCACCUAACACUGUGCCAAGUCUGAGAGUGGUAACCUUAAAAAUAACAUCAAACGUUACAAGCUUGGCUCGAUGCUCAAUUCUGGGCGUUAAUUACGCUUUAAUAUGCGAACGAAACGAAGAAAAAAACGUUAUUAACUUCUUGCCUCUUGAUAUUGAAACAAGAAUUUUUCCUCAAAUUUCGCAUUCUAUCAUUUCUGAAUUUAAAACGGAAGCAAUCAUUAGUACACACUUCCAAACAAUGGAAUAUGGAAACUUUUUACUAUUUUGUGGCACUCGAGACGGCUUGCUCGUUAUGAUGGAACUUGAUCGGCAACUAAAAAUUAUCGCUUCACGCUGUGAACAAGUUGGGGUAACUUCUGUUGUUAUCACAAGAGAUGAGCACUCAAGCUAUGGGUAUUUCGUAAUUUGUGAUUCAUGUCUCUAUGCAAUCGUACCAAGAGUGAACUCAUCGAAAUUCUCCAAUAUCAACAAUAUUUUUGAAAUAAAUCGAAUAUGGCUUACUGACGCCCUACAACCUGGAAUUCAACAGCCGAAGAUUAAUUCUAUAGCUAGCCAACCGCCAUUUCGACUUGAUACUAAAACUCGAGAUUGCCUUUUAACAACUGGUUCCCAAAUUAUAAUUGCUUCUCUUUAUGCAAAUUCAAAAAUGAUUCCUCGUCAAAUGAAACUGGCCGGAAGUCCUACUCGUAUUAUGUAUUCCAAUACUUUGAAAGUCCUUAUAACGGCAGCAUUGAUAGAAAAUAAAUCGACCAUACUUCUAAUAGAUCCGGAAACGGGCAAUGAUCUAUCAUAUCCAAUUGAUCAAAAUACAAAAAAGUCUGUGGACUUCAUAUCAGGACUAGGACAUUGGAACGAAAGGGUUUUCAGAAUAUCAGAGUGGAUAUACGUAAAAGAUGGAAGAAAAUGGAAUUUUAUCAUUGCAUCAACAAGCUUGGGACGAGUCUUAAUAAUUUCUGUUAACCAUCUCGGUACUAUUCAUAGCGAGAUUCAAAAUCCCUUGUUUGACUCAGGAGCAGAAAAAGAUCGGUCAAGAGGAAGAUCAAAAAUUAGUUUUUAUACUCGAUAUAAGUUCUGGGCUCCCGAUCCUGUGUAUUCAGUGGUGGGGUAUUCAGAAGGAAUUCUGUGGUGUGCUGGAAGAAAACUUUUCUGUGAUAUUUUAGAUCUCGCAGAAAAGAAAUUCAAGCGUAAGGCUGAAUAUGAGCUUCCAUCACCUGCGGUUAACCUUGUGUACGAGGAUGGCACAAUUUAUGCGCUUACGUCAUCGCAUUCUCUUGAAAUUCUCAGGCUUGUAACAACAGAUAAUGGAACAUUAAAAAUCCAGCGAACUCACGGUGACCCAAUAAGCCGGCCAUCUUUGAACAACAUAAUCUACAACUCAAGAUAUCAAGAUCCGAUUCAUAUUAUUUCUGAUAAAAUGUGCAAGGUAGUCGGUCUAAAGCCAACUCGCAAUGCAAUUAUGGACACAUUAGAGACAAUAUUUGAAGCGCAGCUCCCACACUCAAUACUUCGAUUCCGUUAUGGCAGAUGUCGUCCGCUUUGGGAUCCGCUACGGACCCCUGGAAAAGCUUUCGAUAAAAUACCGUUGAUUUGUGAAAAUUCUGCCGAAGCAGACGAAUCAACAUGUUGUAUGGGAAAAUCCGAGCUGUUAGGUCUCUCGAUAACAGGAUCGCUCAUUCACUUUACAGUCCUAAAUUUUUUGUCAUGGAAAUUUUUAAGACUUCUAACUGAUUUAGCCCUGAGGUCACCAAAAGUUUGUAGAUUUACAUUUCAAGAUGAAGGUGAUCUCGAUCUUCUCCAACAGAAUACUAAAUCAAAAUUCUCGAUGCAUAUUGAUGGUGAUAUAUUAAAACGAUGUCUUCAGGAAAGAUUAAUCGAAGAUAUUCUUGGAGUUGGUGUAGUUGGACUAAAUUACCCAAUUCAUGUCGAUGGAGAGUUGCUCACAAGAACCGAUAUCUUGCCCACGAGGUUAACAGAAUUACUACAUGAACUUCAUGGAGAUUUACCGAUUAAUGCAAAGAUUGACGUAUAUAUUGCGCAAGUAUAUUCUGAUCUUGAGUAUUUUCUUCGUCCGGUCAUUUAG
Molecule: messenger RNA, 4188 nt
Organism: Blumeria graminis f. sp. triticale
Lineage: Eukaryota; Fungi; Ascomycota; Leotiomycetes; Helotiales; Erysiphaceae
Source: the annotation of a GenBank genome assembly